CCAUGCAUUUUCUGCCAAGAAACUCAGACCUUAGGGAUAAGAAAACAGAAAAACAAAGAAAGAGAGCUCUAAAAUGAGCUGCUCAUUCAGCUUCCAAAUUCCUCCGGCGCUGCCUUCUCUCAGCCGUUCCCGGCGUUCUUCUCUUCCAGUCACUUCCCAACACAGACAUGCCAUCAAUGUCAAGCCUGAAAAGGCACAAGCUUUCUUUCUCAAUCUCCAAUUUCCAUUCUAAAAAAAUUAUCCAGAUCGUUAAAAGGAUCCGAACUUUUUCCUUUUCAGAUCAGUCAAAAGCCAACCGACUAUUCCACCUGAAGAAAUCUAGCUUGGCAAUUCAAGUUGGAGAAGGUUUGGCCACUAUUGAGCAGCCUGCGUUUGCUGUCACUGGUAUAAACUACGAGGAAGAUUUGACAUGGGUUUUAAUACAGUCAGGAGUUGUUGCCUUCUGGUACUUCCUUAUCAUGCCACCAAUCAUCAUGAACUGGCUUCGGAUUAGGUGGUACAAGAGAAAUCUCCUAGAGAUGUACUUUCAGUUCAUGUUUUGUCUUCUUGUUCUUCCCUGCGCAAGUGCCCCUUUUUUAAUCAUCUCAUUUGGUUUCUUCUUGAUUAUCCUAAACAAACCACCAAAAUUUGGGGAAGUGAUUCCGCACACUUCUGCUUAUUUCUCGUCUUCGAAAUGAAAUCAAAAGUGAGUCGAAAUACAAAAUGAUGAAAGAAAAAUGAAUUGUAGGGAAAUCAUUUCUCCAAAUUUGAGUUAUUGAAAAGCAGACGUGGAUUCCUGACCAAAUAAAAGCCGGGUUUCUAAA
Messenger RNA from Malus domestica (apple), 803 nucleotides. NCBI's taxonomy places the organism in Eukaryota, Viridiplantae, Streptophyta, Magnoliopsida, Rosales, Rosaceae. The record is from RefSeq and is a predicted model, not a curated record.